GCUUGUUGAGUUGCCUGUUGCUCCUACUGACCCUGCUCUAACUGAUGCACCCGAGGCUCUUGUAUUGUAUGAGGCUCUAGCUGACCCUGCUUCAAUUGAUGUUCCCAAGAUUUCUGAGCUGUCUAAGAUUCCAGCUAUCCCUGCUUCAAUUGAUGAUUCUAAGGUUCCUAAGCUACCCGAGGCUCUAGCUGACUUGACUGCAAGGAUUUAA
Molecule: messenger RNA, 211 nt
Organism: Ilex paraguariensis (yerba mate)
Lineage: Eukaryota; Viridiplantae; Streptophyta; Magnoliopsida; Aquifoliales; Aquifoliaceae
Source: the annotation of a GenBank genome assembly